Molecule: messenger RNA, 360 nt
Organism: Dibothriocephalus latus
Lineage: Eukaryota; Metazoa; Platyhelminthes; Cestoda; Diphyllobothriidea; Diphyllobothriidae
Source: the annotation of a GenBank genome assembly
AUGCUCUCCUGUGUGCCCCCUACAUCUGUCACUCCCAUUGUUCUCGAUGGUGCUUCUCUCGAAGUGGUCGACUCGUUUAGAUACUUGGGCUCUUUGAUCACGGAAACGGGUCAAGGUGUCGACGAGGUUGUAUCACGCAUCAACCAUGCCCGAUUUGCCUUCUACCCUCUGUGCGCUCCCCUAUGGAAUAGAAGGGAACUAUCACUAAGCACAAAGUCCCGUGUUUACCAAGCAGUGUUUCGAUCUAUCCUACUCUAUGGCGGAGAGAUAUGGCCUAUGCGUGUUGAGGACAUGAAGCGCCUUGAGGUGUUUGACAAUGACUGGCUACGCCGUAUCCUUCGUCACCGUCGUGUAAACUGA